This is a messenger RNA of Glossina fuscipes, 1533 nucleotides long. Its product is annotated as GDP-fucose protein O-fucosyltransferase 1. The transcript has 5 exons. Gene Ontology annotation, molecular function: peptide-O-fucosyltransferase activity. Gene Ontology annotation, biological process: Notch signaling pathway; protein O-linked glycosylation via fucose. Bases 335 to 1516 code for a protein of 393 amino acids. The record is from RefSeq and is a predicted model, not a curated record. Lineage: Eukaryota; Metazoa; Arthropoda; Insecta; Diptera; Glossinidae.
CGUAUGCAUGUUCAAUGUAUGCAUAUACUACAAAUCUUGCUUUUCUUCCACUUCGCCUUUUUUAUGAUACCUUGUUGUUGUUGUUUAGCAUCAUUUUCAGAAGCCGUAAAUAUUGUAUUAAAAACACAUUUUUCCCUUUACCAUUGAGGUCUUGAUGUUUAGUUCAGGAACAUCACAGCUCUUCGUGACCAUGAUUUUUCGUAUCUUUUAGAAAACAGGAAUGUAUUUUUUGUUUGCUUUAAAAAGCAUCUAAAUAGUAAUUUAUAAAGCAAAAAAAAUAUGAACAACUUGAAGAGCCGCGAAUGAAAAGUAUUAAAAAGAAGAAACCUACAAAAUGCUUGGUCUCUUUAUACUGUUUCUUACAGGUCUACAGGUCAUUACAGGCGAGCCUAUUGUGGAUUCUAAUGGUUAUUUAGCUUAUUGCCCCUGUAUGGGUCGAUUUGGCAAUCAGGCAGAUCACUUUUUGGGUGCGCUGGCUUUUUCUAAAGCUUUAAAUCGCACUUUAAUCGUACCCCCAUGGGUGGAAUAUCGUAAAGGAGAAACUCGCUCCAAACAAGUUCGAUUUGAUAGUUAUUUUACUCUGCAUCCUAUAAAAGAAUACCAUCGCGUUAUAUUAAUGGAAGAUUUUAUGAACGAGUUGGCCCCGAAACUUUGGCCCGAAGAAAAACGCAUUUCAUUUUGUUAUAUGGAACGCAAAAGUAUAUAUUUGGAAGACGCCAAUAAAGCAGAUUGCCACGCAAAGGAAGGUAAUCCAUUCGGGCCAUUUUGGGAUACGUUCGGUGUAAACUUUUCAAAUUCUGAAUUUUAUGGACCUUUGCAUUUCGAUAUUCAUCACAGCAAUAUAGCAGAUAAGUGGAAUGCGCAGUAUCCACCUCAAAGAUGGCCAGUUUUAGCUUUCACUGGUGCGCCUGCAAGCUUUCCUGUGCAACAAGAUAAUCGUCAUUUACAUAAAUACCUAAAGUGGAAUAGAAAGUUUCAAGACGAUGCCCGGCAAUUUAUUAGGACCAUGCCCAAGGGAGCUUUUAUAGGUGUACAUUUACGCAAUGGCAUUGAUUGGGUGAGAGCGUGCGAUCACGUCCGAGACAAUCAGCAACUAUUUGCUUCACCACAGUGUUUAGGAUAUAAUAACGAGCGUGGCAAUUUGUACCCGGAAUUAUGCAUACCUUCGAAAGAGCUUAUUAUUCGCCAAAUUAAACGCCUACUGAAAAAUGUAAAGCAAUCUUAUCCUAAAAAUGAGGUGCGAUCAAUUUUUGUGGCUUCAGAUGCCAAUCCCAUGAUAAAGGACUUAAAUAUGGCAUUGCAACGUAUGAAUGUCACUGCUUAUCGUUAUCCAAAAGACAACCCACAUUUAGACCUAACGAUUUUGGGCCUUUCUAAUCAUUUCAUCGGGAAUUGUAUAUCCUCUUUCUCAGCCUUUGUUAAAAGAGAGCGAGAUGUGAACGGCUUUCCGUCGUACUUCUGGGCAUUUCCAAAGGAGAAGGAGAAGCAACAUACAAAAUUGCAUGAGGAACUUUAAAGGCAUUUAGGAGAAAU